AUGCUAGGAAGAGUUAACAUUGGGGGCGCAGAGUUGGAGUAUUUACUAGAAGGUGAAGGGUUGGGUGAUUUGAUAAUUACGCUUCAUGGAGGGAGAGGUUUUGGCAGUAAAGAGUCUGAUCAUUCAGUUUACAAAGAAUUGGCCUUAAGUGGGUACAGAGUUUUAAGUUUUGACUUUAGAGGACAUGGGAACAGUUCAUUUACUCCACCGUUUACGUUCAAGAGAAUUGUGGACGAUAUUGAAGAGCUAAGACAACAUUUCACGAAGGAUAAGGUCAUCAUUAUAGGUGGUAGUUUUGGUGGAUUUAUAGCUCAGCAGUAUGCGAUAACGUAUCCAAACUCACUUAAAGCCUUGGUUUUAAGAGGUACAGCACCUUCUCAUCAUCAUGAAGCUGAUGCUUUUAAGGUUUUGGAAAAAAGAUUAGAUAAAGCUCCAAAUGUCUCUGUUGAAAUGUUGAGAAAAGUGUUUUCAUCUUUUGAUAGCGAUGAAGAGUUUAGAUUAACCAUCUUUGCAAUGUUGCCAUUGUAUUCAGAGACCUAUGAUGCUAACCAGGGCUUGAAGUCUGCUCUAAAGACCAAAUAUAGAGCACAGAGUCAUAAUGAAUUGUAUUCUGAACAGGAGAAAUACUUUGAUUAUAGAGAAGGAUUGAAGCAGUUGAAUGUUCCAACUUUGAUUAUAGUGGGGGAUAAGGAUUGGAUAUGCCCUCCAAAACAGUCUCAAUUGAUACAUAGUUUAGUCAAGGACUCUGAAUUGCUUGAAGUUGAGGGAGCUAACCAUAGUGCCCACCUUGAGAAGAGAGCUUUGGUUUUAGAUAAGAUUUCCAGUUUCUUGAGAGAUCGCUUAUAG
Messenger RNA from Hansenula anomala, 846 nucleotides. Its product is annotated as alpha/beta fold hydrolase. The transcript has a single exon. The coding region runs from base 1 to 846 and encodes 281 amino acids. NCBI's taxonomy places the organism in Eukaryota, Fungi, Ascomycota, Saccharomycetes, Phaffomycetales, Wickerhamomycetaceae. Gene Ontology annotation, molecular function: catalytic activity. The record is from RefSeq and is a predicted model, not a curated record.